AUGACCCUGUGGAACGGGCAGCUUCCCUUCUACCCGCAGCCCCGGCAUGCGGCCGGCUUCAGCGCCCCGCUGCUCGUGGUCAUCCUGGUCUUCCUCUUCUUGUUCGCCACCUUCCUGUUCGUCUUGCCAGGGAUCCGAGGCCACUCGCGCUGGUUCUGGCUGGUGAGAAUUCUUCUCAGUCUCUUCAUAGGCGCUGAAAUUGUUGCGGUGCACUUCAGCGCAGACUGGUUCGUCGGCUGGGUCAGCACCAACACCUCCUAUAAGGCGUUCAGUGCGGCUCGGGUCAGUGCCCAAGUCGGCCUGCGCGUGGGCCUGGAGGGCAUUAAUAUCACACUCACAGGGACCCCGGUCCAGCAGCUGAACGAGACCAUUAACUACAAUGAGAAGUUCAGCUGGCGCCUGGGCGAGGACUACGAAGAGGAGUAUGCGGAGGCUCUGGGCAGGGGGCUGCCGGACCCCGUGCUCUAUCUGGCGGAGAAGUUCACCCCGAGCAGCCCCUGCGGCCUCUACCGCCAGUACAGCCUGGCAGGACACUACGCCUCGGCCACGCUGUGGGUGGCAUUCUGCCUGUGGCUCCUGUCCAACGCGCUGCUCUCCAUGCCCGUCCCGCUGUACGGGGGGCUGGCGCUGCUGACCACCGGCGCCUUCGCGCUCUUCUCCGUCUUCUCCUUCGCCUCCAUCUCCAGCGUGCCCGUCUGCCAGCUGCGCCUCGGCUCCGCCACGCUCACCACUCACUACGGCGCCUCCUUUUGGGUCACGCUCGCCACCGGCCUCCUGUGUCUUCUUCUCGGAGGGGCAGUAGUCAGCCUGCACUACGCGCGGCCCAAUGCUCUCCGCAUCUUCCUGGACCGAAGCAGCAAGGGAGGUGACGGCCAGGGAAGAGGGGGCUCCCCUCUGGUCCUCAGCAACCCUCUGCACAACCCGUCCGGGGACCCUGGCUUCAAGAUGAGCACUAACCUGUAG
This is a messenger RNA of Echinops telfairi (small Madagascar hedgehog), 963 nucleotides long. RefSeq names its product dual oxidase maturation factor 2 (gene DUOXA2). The coding region runs from base 1 to 963 and encodes 320 amino acids. The record is from RefSeq and is a predicted model, not a curated record. Gene Ontology annotation, biological process: protein transport. The transcript has 6 exons. NCBI's taxonomy places the organism in Eukaryota, Metazoa, Chordata, Mammalia, Afrosoricida, Tenrecidae. Gene Ontology annotation, cellular component: endoplasmic reticulum membrane.